Messenger RNA from Lucilia sericata (common green bottle fly), 5554 nucleotides. It is a transcript of the gene milt, whose product is annotated as trafficking kinesin-binding protein milt. The transcript is spliced from 6 exons. Lineage: Eukaryota; Metazoa; Arthropoda; Insecta; Diptera; Calliphoridae. The record is from RefSeq and is a predicted model, not a curated record. The coding region runs from base 474 to 4226 and encodes 1250 amino acids.
UUUUUAUUGUGCUGUCACAACAGUCUGCCAUUUCUUUUAUGACUAUCUUAUCUCGGCCGGACUUUUCUUCAAAUUAACUUUAUAUUUUGAAUUGUUAUUAUAAUUAAAAAACCAUUGUAUAAAAAACAAUUUACAUAUCUAAAAAUAAAUGUGAACUAGUAAACGUAAUAAAUAAAAUAGUGUUGAAGCAUAAUAGAGAAACGCCAAAAUUGUGUAUUACCGAACAAUACUGUGUCAUCGUCCGUCAUCGUUAAAAGCCAAAGAGGAAGACUCUCAAAUCUCUUGUGUGUGCCAUCAUCAUUUUCUAUUUUUAGGAAACAACCCAACUAAAAAUUUAAAUAUUUUUAAACAUUUACCAAUUGAAAAUAUUCUUGAAAGUUUACUGCUAUUAAAAUAAAUAAUGCAAAUUAAAGUUUAUAUUAAUUAGUAUGUUCUAAAUAAAAACAAAAUAUUUAAUUUAAAAUGUAUGAGAAAUGGCUGCAAGAGAAACGGAACUAAAGCCAUUUGAUGAAAAUCCUAAUAUAAAUAAAAUUAAAUACGGAGAUGCUGACCUUUGUUCAAAACGUCGAAAACUACAUAAAAUUAACGAGCAAGAAGAAGAAGAUGACGAAGACGAGGAAAAUUUAAAUGCGUCAAUAUGUCCUGUUGAUGAGACUUACUUGAAGUUUGAAAGAAACGUAAACAAAAAUUGUUUUCAAAGUUCAUUCGUUGAUAUUGAAGAGGAUUUAAAUCAUAAACCUAAAAAUAAUUAUACUUCACAUACAUUAACAUCCCAAAAUUUUGAGUCAAGUGCCAAAAAUAACCUCAUAAUUACCGAUAAGCCAUCAGUAUCUAGUAAAGGAUUCGAAAAUACUUUCAAGUUACUACAGAAUCAAGUAAAAACGAAUACUCAGAAAACAAUUGACUUAAUCAAAACAAUAAAUCCGAAUAAUGAGUUUCCAUCAACAUCAGGAUCAAACAUGUACGUUGUAAGAGAGGAAGAACCAACAUGCUUCGAACUUGAAUUAGAAGCCAUGCAACGUAUUCAAGUUUACGUUAAAGAUUUAGAACACGUAAAUCAUGUAGAAAAAAGAAAGAGUGGAUACUUAUCAACGCCAUUAUUGGAGUUACUUUACAAUUUUGUGUCUAGGGGGCUUUCACAAGAUUUUCUUAAUGACACUGAACACUCAUUUCAAGUAAACACUUCAUAUAAUGAUACUGAGUACAAUUCAAACUUAAUGUAUCAUGUGGGAAAAAACUCUAACGGUGCAAAAUGUUUAAAAAUUGUGCGCAAUUUACUUAAACACGAUCAAGUUCUAUGUGGUAACCGUGUAAGCCAAAUGACGAGGGCAUAUGACGAUAUAGAGGCCGUCACUCGCCUUCUCGAAGAGAAGGAGAAAGACUUGGAGCUGACGGUGCAAAUAGGUAAAGAGCUAUUAACACAAAAUAACUUACUAGAGAAUAGAUUAGCAGAAUUAGAAGCCGACUUAAAAUCAGCAAAUGAGGAUCGCGCUCAACUUGUACAUGAGUUGCACAAGAAAAAUGAACUUAUUUCUGUCCUCACAAAUGACGGAGAAGAUACCAGUGAUAAUGAUACGCCAACAUAUUCUAAAUCAAUUACAUUAGAUUUACUACAAAAGAAAAUUAUAACGUUACAAGAUGAAAAUAAAUCUCUCAAAAUAGAGGCAUCCCAGUUGGCUUGUCAAACAGAUGAGGUGGAAGCACACGAACGACAACUAAUGGACGAUAUUUCGUCACAACUAAAUGAUGCAAACAAACAAUUUGAGGGUCUUAGUUUGGAAUUAGAACGUCAGCGGGAAGAGAAUCGACUUCAGCAUGAACAAAUUGUAAGUUUAACUGCACGAUUGUCCGAAGCUGAAAUGAGGCUACAUCAGCUAACCCACGACAAUGAUGAACAUAUUACAUUAUUGAACAUCACAAAAGAAAAUCAAAAUUCGCUGGCAUUAGAGUUAGUAGAAUUUAAGCAACGAUACCAAGAAGUGUUGGCUCUAUUGCAGGAAACCCAAGAACAACUACGGAAACAACGAAAGAAGACACUUCCUCAAGCGCGUAGUUCAUUCAUGUCUACACUUGGUGGUUUGCAGCCAGACUCUUUACAAUCUGAAUUGAUGGAAUCUUCACUAUACUCUGAGAACAGUAUUGACUCUGGCAUUUCGGGUGAUAAUCAACGUAUCAACGAUCGAAUAGGGCGAUUGAUGUCACAACUUCCAGGCGUUAGUAACUGCGGCAACAGUUCCAUGAAUUCUAGUGGUAUUUGCGCUUUUAGUGGAGGAUCUUUACCUCCUUACAAACGAGUAUUCGAUACAGUACGUUGUGCAACGAAAAGCGGCAAUUUCGCCGACAGUGAAAUUACUUCAAUGACUCACCUUGGCGCCAUGUCAAUGAGUAGUGCAUCUGGACCGCGCAUGUCUGCAAUGCCAUUCGUGGGCGGUGUAAAUCAAAAUAAUACUUCAUUUUGUCGUGAUGGUGGCAUGUCUUUGGGUAUGGGUGUAAAGACAUUAUCAUGCGAAAGCAUUAAUUCUCAGUCAGAUGACUGUUAUCCAACCCAACCUUCGGGUGUACCAGGGGCACCAGGUGCAAAAGAACUUGAAGCUGCUUUAAAAAGACUUACACCAGCAGAAGUUCUGGCAAGAAGAGCUAUGUUAUCUUACGCACCAGCUGGAACUUAUUCAUAUGAUGAUCAACAACCCCCGGCUGCUCUUCCACUGGGAGUACGAACACCUGAUAGCAUUAUGUCGACCGGGUCGUCCGGAAUUUCUUCAUCGACUAACAUGUCAUCAUCGAUGCAUCAAUGGCGUCUUCCUGAGAAAUUACAAAUUGUCAAACCGAUUGAAGGUUCUCAGACAUUGCACCAUUGGACGCGUCUUGCUACACCUACUCUAAGUGGUCUGUUAGAAGAACGACCUGGAGUUACAAUAAGGGGUGGUCGGGGUCUUGAUGAUUUAGGUAUGCAAGUUUACACACUCUCAGAUGUUGAAGAGGAUGUCAGUGAUGAAUUGCCUGGCAAACAAUUUGAAUUCUCCGGUUGUACUUAUACCUAUACCACCAGCACUGUCAUGCACCCAGAUGAUGGCCUCAUAACCGAUUUAUCUUUCCUUUCGCAGUCCCAGAUGUCCUCUCGAAUGGCUUCAACGUCGACUUCACGCCAACCAAGCUGUCCCCCAACACCUCGAGCUGGUUUAUCGCGCAAAAAUUCGUGUUCCACAUUUUCCGUUAACUUGGGCUUAGCUUCCAUGUUGAACGAACGAGGUAUUAAAGCUGUGACUCCAAGCGCCUUAAAUACACCAGCAGGUCCGAACUUUUCUCCCACAGUCACGCCGUGCAACAGUCCAGAGGGAUCUCCUACGCGUUCAAUGUCGCCAGAACCAUUAUUCGGUUUGCUUUCCUCUGGAGCUGAUUUAAUUAGACGCAAACUUGUUGGUGGUGAUAUUGAAAGACCAAAUCGAAAUCAACAACACCAAAAACAGCAGAAAAUAAUGCUAACACGUCUUGAACGACGUGCUCUAAGAUCAUUGCGGCUGGUGGAGAAAGUCGAAAGUAUUGGUUUAGAAAACAUUAUUACCACACAACCAAAUGCAAUGUCACAGCUAGCAAGUGGAAUUGCUAAUCGAAGCGCCAGUCCAAUGGCUCAAUUAACCAGCCUCAAAAAUAUUCACACGAAUUCUAAUAAUGUUGUAAGUGACUUGCACUUUGAUCGCAACCAGAUAAAAGACGUACUUCAGAAAGGACUUAAUCCUAAGGAGCUACAAAAACCAACAUCAUCUAAAUCAUCAGCUGCUGGAGUAUCAAGAACAUCGGAUCAAUGCGAAAACAAAAAAACAAGCCAUACUGAUACUAAGCAGCACCAAAAGAUGCACAAAUUAGAAGAUGACGCACAAAGCAAGGCUGGAAGCAAUAUUUCUGAUUUGGAAAAUUCUAGUGUUCGAGUUAAGCAAAUGCUGCGACAGAAAUCGCGACGAAACCUAAAAAAUGGCCAAAGACCCGAUUUAGGUACUAUUGGUGGUCGAGUGCGCACAGAUUUAGGUCGAGUUUCACCAAAGCAAAACGACCAACCGUCAAGCACUCACAAUAAGUCAUCUGCUGUAGCAUCUGGAAGUAGUUCCAAACACAUCUCUACUAACGGUAAAGACCAUGAUACCAAAGAACAACAGCAACAAAGCAUUACGCAAUCGUUCGUCGGAACCGUAAGCUCUUUACUGUUUGGUCGGAAGGGUGGUUGGCUGUAAACUAACUAGAUGGUUUAGACUCAAAAUUGUGUCUUUUUCUGGUGAUAGUACUGAUAUUUCUCACCUUGGAAGCAAAACAUAAACCCUUUUUAGAUAACCAAUUUCAUAAACUAUUUUAAACAACACUAUGCUAUAUAUUCAUUCUACCCAGCAACCGUAGUGCACUUAAUUCCGGUGCAUUUAUUCAUAUAAGCAUUUUCUUUGUUUGCAAUAAUAAUAUAAAAAUACGUACAGAGCAAGACUUGAACGUUUGAAGGUCAACAUUUUCUUAUAUAUAAAAGCUGAAAGAACUUCUUCAAGAAUCGUAAAAUCUUUUUUAAUUAAUUAGAGACGACCAGGUCAAGUGCUUUAUGUAAAAACGAAGUUUUACGAUGCUGCCUAAAUGCAAUCAAAAACAAUAUGACUUUUUACUUACCUAUACAAUACAUAUUAUAUGUAUGUAUAUGAUAUAUUUUUAAUUCUAUAUACUUCUUUUCACUUGAAUAAUGUACAUUGCAAAGUGUAUUUUAAUUUGUUUGAUCAAAGGCGGUCGGAAUGAGUGUUUAAGCGGGAAUGAUCAGAAGAUUUGUAAUUUCUUUUUAACAAUAUGUAUAUUUUUCUUUUGUUUUUAAUAUUAAAAAUAUAAAACAAUGGGUGUUUGCUCUGAUGUAUUAUACGAUAUCAAUGUAUCUUUAAAUGAGUUAGUACCAGCGUAAGUGGCUUUAAAAGCGAUAGGAAAUAAUCCCAUAUUUAUAAAAAGAGUGGUGCUGAAAUUCUCUUCAAUAAGGAUUUUCUCAUCUGUAAAAGCCUUUAAUCGAGAAACAAUAUAUAACAUAUUUAUAAACAUGUAGCAUUAUACUUUGCUUGUAACUAUUUUUUUAAUUUAUUUUUUGUUUAGUUUUAAAUUUUGACCUUAUAGGCGCCAUUAGACGAUAUAACAUAUCUGACGAUAUUCUUCUCGAUAAAUAUUAUAUAUAUUAUGGCUUAAUAACAAAUAUUUACAGAAAAUAAAAAAGUCAUAAUUUUUUGUUUGGCAUCGUCAAUAUAAUAUGAAAACCUUUAGUUAGUAUUUGUAAAUGUUUACAUAAAUUGUCAAAAAAUAAGAAGGUAAAAAAAAUAAAAACGGCAAUUAUUCUAAACUAUCUGAACGUAUACGUUUUAAAGAUACGAUCAGAUAGUUAAUCGUCAAGCAUAUCGCCUGAUAUAUGUAUGUUUAUAAUGGCUCCUUACUGUGCUAUUUUUAAUUUUAUUUCUAGUCUUCAGUUAUAUUGUGCUUAUAAUUUGGCUUUGUUACUAUAUUUUUUUUUAUUUUUAGUAUGAACAUUAAAAAACACACUAUAAACACUAAA